Messenger RNA from Lethenteron reissneri (Far Eastern brook lamprey), 3349 nucleotides. RefSeq names its product signal transducer and activator of transcription 5B-like. Gene Ontology annotation, molecular function: DNA binding; DNA-binding transcription factor activity. Lineage: Eukaryota; Metazoa; Chordata; Hyperoartia; Petromyzontiformes; Petromyzontidae. The record is from RefSeq and is a predicted model, not a curated record. Gene Ontology annotation, biological process: signal transduction; regulation of DNA-templated transcription.
GGAGGAGGCGACCGCGGACCUCGGCUCCUCAGCUCCCGCACGCCUCUCGCUCGCCUCCUCGCCUCCGACCGCGCUCUCACUUGGGGAGGCUGGCGACCAUGGCACUGUGGAGCCAGGCCCAACAGCUGCAGGGAGACUAUCUUCGGCAGAUGCAGUCGCUCUACGGGCAGCACUUCCCCAUCGAGGUCCGCCACUACGUGUGCCAGUGGGUGGAGCAGCAGAGAUGGGAUGAGGUGGAGGUGGACAACCCUCAAGAGGAGUUCCGCGCCAAGGUGCUGCUCGACAACCUGGUGCAGGAGCUGCACAGGAAGGCCGGCCAGCUCGUGGGUGACGACGUCUUUGUGCUCAAGCUGAAGCUUGAUAGCUACGCCACGCAGCUGCAGACUCACUAUGAGCACACGCCCAUGGAGCUCGUGAAGACGGUGAAGCAGAUCCUGUUCCAUGAGCAGCGCCUGGUGCGCGAGUCGGCCAACCCGGGGACGCCGCUGAGCCCCGUGGACAGCAUGUCCCAGAAGCAGGCACAGAUCACGGCCACCUUCGAGGAGCUCCGCGCCAUGACCAACGAGACGGACACCGACCUGCGCAUGCUGCAGCAGAGCCAGGAGUACUUCAUCAUCCACUACCAGGAGAGCCUGCGCAUUCAAGGGCAGCUGCACCAACUGUCCCAGCCGGCGCGCCCACCCCAGGACCAGAGCUCGGUGCAGAGCAUGCAGCAGAGCCUGCAGCAGCGCCGCGUCAACAUGGACAGCAUCCUGCAGCAAGAAGCUCAGCAGCUGCAGAAGUUGCGCCUGGCGCUGGCGGAGAAGCACAAGAAGACGUUCCAGCUGCUCACCAAGCUGCAGACCACCAUCCUGGACGACGAGCUCAUCCAGUGGAAGCGCCGACAGCAGCUGGCCGGCAACGGGGGGCCCUCCGAGGGGGGGCUCGACUGCCUGCAGGGCUGGUGCGAGAAGCUGGCGGAGAUUGUGUGGCAGAACCGGCAGCAGAUCAAGCGCGUGGAGCUGCACCUGCAGCAGCUGCCCAUCAUGGGGCAGUGCCAGGAAAUCCUCACCGAGCUCAACUCCACCAUCACCGCCCUGCUCUCCGCGCUCGUCACCAGCACGUUCAUUAUCGAGAAGCAGCCGCCGCAAGUGCUCAAGACGCAGACCAAGUUUGCUGCGACGGUGCGGCUGCUGGUGGGCGGAAAGCUGAACGUGCACAUGAACCCGCCGCAGGUGGUGGCCACCAUCAUCAGCGAGCAGCAGGCCAAAGCCCUGCUCAAGAACGAGAACACGCGCAAUGAGAGCAGUGGAGACAUCCUCAACAACUGCAGCGUCAUGGAGUUCCAGCAGGCCACAGGGACUCUCACCGCCAACUUCAGGAACAUGUCUCUCAAGAAGAUCAAACGCUCAGACCGGCGUGGGGCGGAGUCGGUCACAGAGGAGAAGUUCACCAUCCUCUUCCAGUCGCACUUCAGCAUCGGGGGCAAUGAGCUUGUGUUUCAAGUCCGGACGCUGUCCCUGCCCGUAGUGGUCAUCGUUCACGGGAGCCAGGACAACAACGCCACCGCCACCGUCCUGUGGGACAACGCCUUUGCCGAACCGGGCCGCGUGCCGUUCCAGGUGCCGGACAAGGUGGCAUGGCCCCAGCUGGUGGAUGCCCUCAACAUGAAGCUGAAGGCCAGCGUGGAGAGCCAGAGGGGCCUCUCGGAGGAGAACAUCGUGUUUUUGGCGCAGAAGGCUUUCAACAGCACGUCCACCCACGCCGACGACUACUGCAACCUCACCAUCUCCUGGGCGCAGUUCAACAGGGAAAGCCUGCAGGGCCGAAACUUCACGUUUUGGCAGUGGUUCGACGGGGUCAUGGAGCUCACCAAGAAGCACCUCAAGCAGCACUGGAACGACGGGGCUAUCCUGGGGUUCGCCAACAAGCAGCAGGCGUCGGACAUGCUCCUGUCUAAGCCCAAUGGGACCUUCUUGCUGCGCUACAGCGACUCCGAGAUCGGUGGCAUCACCAUCGCAUGGGUCGCCGACAACCCCACCAACCGGGGCGAGCGGCUCGUGUGGAACCUCAUGCCGUACACCGCGAAGGACUUCAGCAUCCGCUCGCUGGCCGAUCGCAUCAGCGAUCUCAGCCACCUUCAGUUCCUGUACCCGGACCGGCUCAAGGACGACGCCUUCUCCAAGUACUACACGCCGCUGAUGCCCAACGGGCGUGAGGUGAACGACGACGGCUACGUGAAGCCGGAGAUAAAGCAGGUGGUGCCCGAUUUUGCCACGGCGUACUCGGAUAGCUCGGCGCCCAACACGCCCUACACGCUGGACCACUCCUCCAUGUCGCCUGUGAGCACACAGGCCACCUUCGCCACCUACGCGCCCAGUGGGGAGAUGAUGUUGGAGCCCGACACGGACUUCGACUUGGACUCGAUGGAUGUGGCGCGUCACAUGGAGGAGCUGCUGAACCGGCCCGUUCUUUCACAGUGGCCGAGCCAGGGAUAGCCAGGCACACACCGCUCGCUCGCUUACUUACUCACUCGCUCACUCGCUCGCUCAAACGUACGCUAAACCACUCGCUCUCAUGCACGCAUACUUGCAUGCAAACGGCGCUCGUACGCAUUCUCACACGCACGCUCAAUUACGCACUCAUUCACUCACACGCACGCUCAAUUACGCACUCAUUCACUCCAGUGCACGCUCGCUCACUCGCACUCAAACCCUCGCAGACUUGCACGCUCACUCGCACACCCACGCAUAUGCCCGCGAGCUGACCACACUUGCACACCUGCAGAUUUGUAAAUGUACGCACCUUAACCCAAGCAAUGGUUUAACAGGUGGAUUGAGCAGGGUUUGAGAGAUGGCCUUAGCCUGAGGAGGGAGGGGAUGAGCUGCACAGGGUUAGGGGGUUACCGCUUCGUAGGGGUGGAACGACUCGUCGCUGCAUCCGAUAAAAUUUAGAUUUUUAAGCUCACGACACGCACAUCAAAUCGCGUGCGAAAGAAUCGACUUUUUUUCUGAUUCGAGUGCAUCGGGCAUAAUGGGUUCACAUCACUCCCUCUGCAGCCACCAACGCCGCCAACAUUCAGCGCAAUGUUACGAAAAAUUGUGGUCCGUUCUUGAAGCGAAUCCGGACCCUGAACCUAGACAAUUUGUCAAAUCACCAGGGUCGGAGGGGGGGGGGGUGAUCGUUCCACCCUUACCGCUUUGGGUGCUUAGGCUGGGAGUGAUACAUAGAUUAUACAGGGGCUGGGGCUUAUAGACUACACUGGGGCUGGGGCUUAUAGACUACACUGGGGCUGGGGAUUAUCGACUACACUGGGGCUGGGGAUUAUAGACUACACAGGGGCCGGGAAUUAUAGACUACACUGGGGCUG